UCACUCAUCAUGUCUGGGCGCUGUGAGGGCCAACCUUGUGAGGGCGGAUGAAAACCGCUGCACAACUAUGAAAACUGCGGGCGGAAGUAGCUAGCAGCUGAUGUGUAAAAGCUGCAUAAGAAAAACGGAGCAGGAUAAAAACAACCAAUUUAGUUAGCAAUUUAAAUCGCUAAUUAGUUAGAUUGUCACUUGUUGCUUUGAUGGAUUUUCUCUAAACUUGCUUGCCUUUAAUUUUUUUUGCGAGCAAAUGUACCGUUUUGCUAACGUUAAGUUAGCUAGUAAGCUUCUUUUUCAUGUUUCCUGGUGACGAGCCACAAGACUGAGUGUUUUGUCAAUUAACCAUCUUUCUGGAUCAUUCAAGACGUAUGUUUUAAAUUUUUUGCAAUGCUGGUAGCUAACUGCCAUGUCUAUUGUUGUUAGCUAACUUCAUGACCGCUAUAGCUCCAGCAGCAGCUGGCACCACUGGCUCCAAAGUGUAAUGACACGGCGGUUGGGCAUAACGUAGCUGGAGCUCGCUGGUUUUGCCGCUUGGCAGCGGAAACAUAUUUUCGCUCAAACACCCUAGCUACGUUUUCAUUAUACACGACCCUUGUGGUGCACAGAUACGAUGGCAAACAGCACUCGAACGAAGAAUGAGAAUUCUAUCAUGGAAAGCCCAAGCGCAAGCCCCAUGUCCGGGAGGAAAAAGGCACAACAAUCCCCUGGGUCUCGCUCAAGGUACCAUGUCAGUGCACCCGGACAUUGUUUUAGGAAAGUGACUCUCACCAAACCAACGUUCUGCCACAACUGCAGUGAUUUCAUAUGGGGUCUUAUCGGAUUCAUUUGUGAAGUAUGUAACUUUAUGUGCCAUGAGAAGUGCCUGAAGACUGUGAGGACUGCGUGUUCAUGUAUGGCCCCGACGCUGGUGCGGGUCCCUGUCGCCCAUUGCUUUGGUCCAGCAGGGCAGAAAAAGAGAUUCUGCUGUGUGUGUCGAAAACAUCUGGAGGGAAACACAGCCAUUCGCUGUGAAGUUUGUGAGCUGCAUGCCCACUCGGAAUGUGCUGCAUUCAGCUGUGGUGACUGUCGUCUCUGCCAUCAGGAUGGGAGUCAGGACUUUGAUACGCUUCACCACCACUGGCGGGAGGGAAACAUCCCCUCAGGUGCACGCUGUGAGGUCUGCCGACGCACCUGUGGCUCCUCGGACGUCCUGGCRGGGAUGCGGUGUGAGUGGUGUGGUAUGACGACACACGCUGCCUGUUAUGUCAUUGUGCCUCCAGAGUGUGGCCUAGGACGUCUACGUAGCAUGCUCCUUCACCCCGCUUGCGUCCGAAUAUGCUCGCGGAACUUCAGCAAGAUGCACUGCUACCGCAUCUCUGAGAGCUGCCAGAAUGACCUGGAUAACUUGGACGAAGUUGACACCCAGAUUCCAGCAACUACAAAGGAGAGCCAGCCGGCAACCACAGCGGAUUCAGGGAAGCAGGUUCUCAAGGUGUUUGAUGGGGACGAUGCAGUCAAGCGCAGCCACUUCCGUUUGGUCUCCAUUCCUCGGAUAACCAAGAAUGAGGAAGUGGUGGAGUCAGCGUUGAGGACCUUCUACAUCUCAGAUGACUCGCUGGACUACGAGCUCCAAGACAACGGCCAGCAGGCUCUACACAGCAAUGACAUCCUCAACCGUAACGGCACCCCUGACGAAAAGGCCAUCUUUAAGGAGAAUGUGCCGGAGACGUGGCUUCUAAGGGCCAAACCCCAGGACACAGAGGUCCUCAAGGUUUAUGCUGGCUGGCUCAAGGUUGGUGUGGCGUACAUAUCCAUCUCCAUCUCCAAGAACAGCACAGUGGAUUCUGUCAUUAAGGAGGUCCUCACUCAACUGGGAAGACAGGACGAAGACCCAUCCAGCUUCAGCCUUGUGGAGGUUUACAUGGGCAGUAAGCAAGUUCAGAGACAAGGGCUGACAGGCCAGGAGCUGCUGCUGUACAAACUGCAGGAGAUAAGGAAGAUCUCCCUAAGGCAGAUGAACCAGACCCGUUUCUACAUAGUGGAGAGCAGGAAGCAGGUUGUGCAGGUCAACCUGCUGCUAGAGGGACUGCCUGUACAACUGAGCAAGGAGGAAUAUACAGACCUGCUACAGGAGCACUUAGCUAUCAAGAGUCACUUGGUCACCAUCACACAUGUUUACGGGAGCCAAGGUGCAGUAGUGGUGCAGAUAUCGUGCUUCUCUGAGGCUGAGAGGAUCUACAUGUUAGCCAAAGACACGUCUGUCAGCAACCAGCAGCUCACCUCUCUUGUCCUACCAGAGAUCAUGCACAACACGUUGCCCAAAGGUGGCUCGCCCCUACUGGUGUUUGUCAACCCCAAGAGYGGCGGGCUGAAGGGCCAAGAGCUUCUCUAUGGCUUCCGGAAGCUUCUCAACCCCCACCAAGUGUUUGACAUGACCAACGGGGGACCGUUGCCUGGACUGCACACGUUUAGAGAGGUACCCCGCUUCCGGGUUUUGGUGUGUGGGGGAGAUGGGACGGUGGGCUGGGUCCUGGGGGUCCUGGAGGCCAUCCGACACAAACUGGUCUGUCCCGAGCCUCCCAUUGGUAUUGUCCCACUGGGCACAGGUAAUGACCUGGCGCGGAUCCUGCGCUGGGGGGCGGGCUACAGCGGAGAGGACCCCCACCACAUCCUUGUGUCUGUAGACGAGGCGGAGGAGGUGCAGAUGGACCGCUGGACCAUCCUGCUGGAUGCACAGGAAGUCACAGAGGACGGCAAGGAGAACGCCUUCCUGGAACCACCAAAGAUAGUGCAGAUGAACAAUUAUUUUGGGCUGGGCAUCGAUGCUGAGCUCAGUUUGGACUUCCACCAUGCCCGUGAAGAAGAACCAGGAAAGUUCAACAGCAGGUUCCAUAACAAAGGUGUGUACCUGAAGGCGGGUCUGCAGAAGCUGAGCCACACACGGAACCUUCACAAGGACCUUAAACUGCAGGUGGACAAACAAGAAGUAGAACUGCCCAGCAUAGAAGGCCUCAUCUUCCUAAACAUCCCCAGCUGGGGCUCUGGGGCAGACCUGUGGGGAUCAGAGGGUGACUCGCGCUACGGGAAACCCCGCAUUGACGAUGGCAUGCUGGAGGUGGUGGGGGUGACCGGGGUAGUGCACAUGGGCCAGGUGCAGGGCGGCAUGCGUUCUGGGAUCCGUCUCGCCCAGGGCAACUACGUGCGUAUCACAGUGACCAAGCCCAUCCCUGUGCAGGUGGAUGGAGAGCCCUGGAUCCAGGCCCCUGGAAAUAUCAUCAUAUCUGCAGCAGGCCCAAAGGUACGGAUGCUGAGGAAGUCCAAACACAAACAGAAGAAGCAGCCUGCCAGCCUGAAAGAGAGGCGAUCCGAAAGCCCUUCGUCCAGCGAUGGGGGACACUGACGCCCCCCCCC
This is a messenger RNA of Salvelinus sp. IW2-2015, 3387 nucleotides long. RefSeq names its product diacylglycerol kinase theta. The record is from RefSeq and is a predicted model, not a curated record. Gene Ontology annotation, molecular function: ATP-dependent diacylglycerol kinase activity. NCBI's taxonomy places the organism in Eukaryota, Metazoa, Chordata, Actinopteri, Salmoniformes, Salmonidae.